AUGGCACGACAGGAAUGUUCACAAAUAGAAGCAGAGCUAUAUUACCUCAUUGCUAGAUUCCUGCAGUCCGGACCAUGUCAGAAAUCAGCACAGAUUCUGGUUGAGGAGCUGGAGGAGUAUGAGUUGAUUCCAGAGCGAUGGAGUUGGGACGGGAAGAAAAGCAAGCGCAACUUUGAAGACUGGGUUUUUUUAAACCAGCACAUUCCUGAUGAUUAUUUGCUUCGUAUCUGCAAACGGAUCGGCCCUCUCAUUGAGAAAGAGAUUCCACCUAGUGUUCCAGGUGUCCAAACUCUCCUUGGCCUUGGAAAACAGUCCCUGCUUCGCACCACAAAAAGUUGUACCAACAAAGUUUGCAGUGGUUCUGCAGUUGCUUCUCUUCAUCGGGGCAGGCCACCUGAACCUCCUGUGAGCAAUGGACCUGCUCCUAAUGUUGUUUCAAUUUUGGGGGCUCGUCAGGCUACCGGAGUUGCUCGAUUUGGUCAGGUCUUUCCAUCUUCAACAUAUCAACACAUGAAGAUUCACAAGCGCAUUCUAGGGCACCUCUCAUCUGUCUACUGCAUAGCCUUUGAUCGGACUGGUCAUCGGAUAUUCACCGGAUCAGAUGACUGUCUCGUUAAAAUUUGGUCCACCGAUGAUGGUCGUCUGCUGGCAACACUUCGAGGCCACUCUGCAGAGAUCUGUGACAUGACGGUCAACUAUGAAAAUACCCUUCUGGCCUCAGCCAGCUGCGAUAAAGUCAUAAGAGUGUGGUGUCUCCAGACGUGUGCCCCCAUAUCUAUUCUGCAGGCUCAUCAGGCUUCCAUCACUGCUAUACAGUUCUGUCCUGCAGUCAAAGGACAAAUGAGGUACCUUGCCUCUACAGGUGCAGAUGGCAUGGUAUGCUUUUGGAAGUGGCACUCGGAGACAUUAAAAUUCAAUGAUCAACCAACCAAAUUUGAGCGUUCCCGUCCAGGAGUGCAGGUUUCCACAUCCUCUUUUAGUGGUGGUGGUAUGUUUAUGGCGACUGGUGGCACAGAUCAUAUGAUAAGAAUCUACUACCUUGGAGCAGAAACUCCCACAAAAGUGUUUGAAAUUGAUGGCCAUACAGACAAAGUUGUCGUUGUGCAAUUCAGCAAUAACAGUGACAGUCUCAGGUUUGUAAGUGGCAGUCGUGAUGGCACUGCCAGAAUCUGGCAAUUCCAGCAACUGGAGUGGAAGAGCAUCAUUUUGGACAUGACCACUAAGCUUCCAGGGAGUUGUGCAUCUAAUGGAGAGGAAAAAGUGAAGCUUGUUGUGACAAUGGUGGCCUGGGACAGAGCAGAUCAUACAGUCAUCACUGCUGUGUCAAACUGCCUUCUCAAAGUGUGGAACUCAACUACUGGACAACUGCUGCACAACCUGUCUGGUCAUGACGAUGAGGUAUAUGUUCUUGAAUCACAUCCCUCUGACCCCCGCAUCCUCCUCUCCGCUGGUCAUGAUGGAAACAUUUACAUGUGGGACCUUACAAAAGGAGUCAAAAUUCGCAACUUUUUCAACAUGAUUGAAGGCCAAGGACAUGGUGCUAUUUAUGACUGCAAGUUCUCCACUGAUGGGCAACAUUUUGCUGGUACUGACUCGCACGGACAUUUGCUCGUCUUUGGCUUUGGCUGCAGCCAGGCCUAUGAAAGGAUCCCAGACCAGAUGUUCUUCCACACAGACUACAGACCUCUAAUACGGGACUCCAAUAACUAUGUUGUGGAUGAGCAGACUCAGCAGGCCCCACACCUCAUGCCUCCUCCGUUCUUGGUCGAUGUCGAUGGAAAUCCUCACCCUCCUCGUUACCAACGCCUUGUGCCAGGAAGGGAAAACUGCAAAGAUGACCAGCUGGUGCCUCAAAUUGGCUAUGUUGCAAAUGGUGAUGGGGAAUUAGUUGAGCAAAUUAUUGGCCAACAAACAGAAAAUGAUGAAAGCAUCUUGGACGGUCUCAUACGCCAGCUACAAAAUGAACAAGAUGAGCGUCAAAAUGCACCACUUCCAGCAGAUUUUGACCAGGGGGGAGAGGAUGGCGUGGAUCCGCCGCUCUCGGCAGAGCUCCACAGAAGUGGAAUUGUUGGAGGGGUGUGGCAAAUGCAACACAAUAAUCUUCGCAGCCAAGUUGCCACUGAGAGGGACCUGCUGGCCUGGAGUCGCAGAGUGGUGGUUAAUGAAGUGCCACCGGCAAUGUAUAGAAUACUGGAGGAGUGCAGAAAAGCCAAAGGGGACAUGGAGUGUGUUCUGUACAGUGCAGAACGCCGAAAAAAACCUGUGUCUUUACAGUCCCAGACUGAGCCCCUGGGAUCUCAGCGCUCCCUUCGACCAUCAAAGAAAAAGAAGCAAAAACAUGCAUAUCAGACGCGCUCCACAGAAGUGACCCGUGUGCGGAGCAGACGAAGGUCUGGCUCUCGCCGUAAUUCUGAGAGCCAGCAUGAAUUGGACAGUGAGGGAGAGGCGACUGAACAGGGAGCUGCUACUGCUGCGUCUUCAGAUGAAGAUCGAUGGCAAAGUGAGAGUAGCUCAAGUGAUUCGUCCAGUGAAUAUUCAGACUGGACUGCUGAUGCUGGCAUCAACCUCCAGCCACCAAAACGUUCUUCCAGGAGGCCUGCGGCCCCUGCGGCUUACAGCAGCUCUGAUGAGGAUGGAGAGGAGGAGAACAAAAUGGAGACUAAAAAGGAAAGUCAAGAUCAGAAGAAACCCAAACAAACCAAGCAGAAGCCAACUUCCGCUCAAGGUCUAAAUGCAGAGGAGUGGCUUCCACCAUCUUGGAUAAUGGAAACCAUCCCAAGGCGAUCUCCCUUUGUUCCACAGAUGGGGGAUGAGCUGAUUUACUUCAAGCAGGGCCAUCAGGCCUAUGUUAGGGCCGUACGCAGAGCAAAGACCUACAGCAUUAACCCGCAGAAACAGCCGUGGAACAGACUUAACCUCAGGGAUCAAGAGUCAGUAAAGGUGGUAGGGAUUAAAUAUGAAGUUGGACCGCCCACUCUUUGCUGCCUAAAACUGGCCUUCUUGGAUCCGGUCUCGGGAAAAAUGACAAAUGACUCCUUCUCUUUAAAAUACCAUGACAUGCCAGACGUGAUUGACUUUCUGGUCCUUAAACAGUUUUACAAUCAGGCUCGAGAGCAUAACUGGCAGCCAGGUAUGCGAUUCCGCAGCAUUAUUGAUGAUGCUUGGUGGUUUGGCACUAUUGAGGACCAGGAGCCUUUGCAGUUGGAGUAUCCAGACAGCCUCUUUCAGUGCUUUGCAGUGAAAUGGGAUAACGGCGAGUGUGAGAAGAUGAGUCCAUGGGAUAUGGAGCCGAUACCUGAGGAAGCUGCACUGCCGGAGCAGGUUGGCGAUGGCAUGUCAGUGGCUGAAGAAGAGUUGACCGCUCUGCUUUACGAACCUCAGGAAGGAGAGUGGGGCGCAUACACACGAGACGAAGAGUGUGAACGGGUUCUACAAGGCAUUUCUGACCUCCUGACAAUGGAUGUUGCAAAGGCCUUCGCUUCACCUGUGAAUCUACAGGACUAUCCUCUCUAUUGCACUGUGGUGGCUUACCUAACUGACCUCAGCACCAUCCGCAAAAGACUCGAAAAUCGAUUUUACAGGCGAAUUUCUGCCUUGAUGUGGGAGGUGCGGUACAUUGAACAUAAUGCACGCACGUUUAAUGAGCCUCAGAGCCCCAUAGUCGCAGCAGCAAAAAUAGUGACGGAUGUGCUUCUAAAUUACAUCGGAGACCAGAGCUGCAACGACAUCCUCGAUCUUUAUCACAAAAUAAAGUUUGAGCUCAGCAGUGGUGAUGAAGGAGAGGUGGAUGUAGACAUAGACUCUGAUACCCCAGGGACAUCUACAGGGCGACGGAACAAGAAAAAGGCCCGCGGCGUGAAACUAGACCCCAAAGCCUGGAGAGCACAGUGUCGAGAGUUGCUUUGUCGAAUGGUGGUGUCUCCAGAUUCAGAACCUUUCAGACAGCCGGUGGAUCUUUUUGAGUAUCCAGACUAUCGGGACAUAAUUGACACUCCCAUGGACCUGGGCACUGUGUCUGAGACUCUGCUGGCAGGAAAUUAUGAAAACCCAAUGGAAUUUGCUAAAGACAUUCGCCUUAUUUUCAUCAACUCAAGAGCAUACACCCCAAACAAGAAGUCGAAGAUUUUCAGCAUGACUCUCAGUUUAUCAGCCUUCUUUGAGACAAACAUAAUUUCCAUCAUCUCGGACCAUAAGUCUGCCAUUCAGAAUGAGCGACGAACGCGUCAGCGGCAGAGUUACAGAGACCGACUGCAAAAUGGUGCCGUCUCCCCUUCCAGCCGCUCUCCAAGUCCUAAAGAGAAACACAAAUCAAGUAAAGGGUCCAAACCAAAGAAAUCCCAAUCCUCAACCAAAAGGUCCCGGCAAAGAUCACAACAAGCUCUUCACAGUGUAGCAGAAGUGGACAGUAAACGGUCUUCCUCAAGUUCAGAAACCAACAGCAGAAGCAGAAGCCAAGACUCUCGUGAAACACUCCGCAAAGUCCAGCACAGAUCAGAGCACCAGCACAGGCGCGAACCGAGACUGACAGAGCAGCAAGAUCGACAGUCAGAGGAAGCAGCCUCUGGUUCCAACAGCUCCUCAUCAGACUCUUCUUCCUCAUCUUCCACCUCCUCCUCCUCGUCUUCAGAAAGCUCAGACUCUGAGAGGGAGAAGUUUGUUGAAGGCGGCGAUCAUGACUACAGCAAGGCCUCCUGCCGGGCAGCGCGGCCCUCCGGCAAAGGCAAGGAGGUGAUUUCGGGCAAACGCAGACACAGCGAGGAAGAGGAGUCGAGUCAGAGGCCAAAACGAGUCAGAGUUCAACUACAGGUGGAGGAGGAAGAUGAAGAUGAAGAGGAGGAGGAAGAGGAAAUUGUUUUGCAACCUAUAGUAGUAAGUCACCCUGACGAUGAGGAAGAAGAGCCAGAGGAGGAGGAGGAGGAGGAGGAAGAGGAGCAGGAGGAGCAGGAGGAGAACAAUGAGAUUGAAGAGUACGAUGAAGAGGAAGAUGAAGAUGACAACUCUGAGGCAGAAGCAAACAGCACCAGGGUCAACAAGCUGAAGGGUCAGAGAGUGAGCACAAGAAACCAGGGCCGCAGGACGGUGAUGUACCAGGACGGAGACUCUGAGGACGAGUCCAAACAGGACCCUCUGAACCUGGGCCGCUCUCGCUCAGGGCGGGUGCGGCGCAUGACGGAAAAGGCCCGCGUCAGCCACCUCAUGGGCUGGGGGGGGCACUGA
Molecule: messenger RNA, 5217 nt
Organism: Knipowitschia caucasica
Lineage: Eukaryota; Metazoa; Chordata; Actinopteri; Gobiiformes; Gobiidae
Source: the annotation of a GenBank genome assembly